Messenger RNA from Suillus discolor, 808 nucleotides. RefSeq lists its product as uncharacterized. Bases 243 to 689 code for a protein of 148 amino acids. Lineage: Eukaryota; Fungi; Basidiomycota; Agaricomycetes; Boletales; Suillaceae. The transcript has a single exon. The record is from RefSeq and is a predicted model, not a curated record. Gene Ontology annotation, molecular function: protein binding.
CAGUGGGCGAUCCUCUCGAAGGACAUUCUGACUGGGUUCGGUCUGUCGCAGUGUCACCGGAUGCAAAAUUUGUAGUGUCUGGUUCAGAUGAUACAACUAUCCGUGUGUGGGAUAUUGGGACUGGCAAGACAUUGGGCACCCCUCUCCAAGGACACACCGGCUAUGUUCGCUCUGUCGCGAUCUCACGAAAUGGGCACCACAUUGUGUCCGGUUCAAAUGACAAGACGAUCCGGGUGUGGGAUAUGAAGACUGGCCGGGGAGUGGGUCCCGCUUUUCAAGGGCACACCGGACGCGUUUAUUCUAUCGCAAUCUCACCCGACGGCAAGCGCAUUGUGUCUGGUUCAGAAGACAAAACCAUCCGGGUCUGGGAUAUGGAAUUUUUCAACCAGCCCCACUCGCCUGCAGUGUACUUUUCACCUAACCCAUCCUACGCUCUCCAUUCCGCCUCCUCCUUUCUCCAGGAUUCCUCAACCCCACUCUCUGUUGUUGCGAACGAGGAUGGAUGGGUUGUAGGUCCUGACGGACGUCUUCUUCUCUGGAUCCCACUCAAUCUUCACCCGGUGAUGUAUGCCCCAGGAAACACACUGGUCAUACAUGAUCGCGCCUCGCAGUUCGAUUUGAGUCGUCUUGCGCAUGGCACCUCUUGGCACAUGUGUCGGGAACAGGAGGCUGCUUUGUCUUCAUUAUGAUACCCUCGUAUGUUGCGCACACACUACACAUGAUUCGUACCACACUUGUUUGUCGUCAGGGCUUAUUCAGUCCACUUCGUCACGUACAAGUCAAUUUUCGCUAAUACACAAUGUUUUCC